This is a messenger RNA of Physcomitrium patens, 1308 nucleotides long. RefSeq names its product glyoxylase I 4. NCBI's taxonomy places the organism in Eukaryota, Viridiplantae, Streptophyta, Bryopsida, Funariales, Funariaceae. The record is from RefSeq and is a predicted model, not a curated record.
UGUUUUUGUUUGUUUGUUUGUUUGUUUUUUUUUUUUUGUUUUUGUUAUUUUGGAUUGAAUUAUGAGUAAUAUCCUGUUCCAAGCUCACUUGGCUAUGAAGUUUGCCUUUAUGGUGUCCUGAACUGCAACGGGUUGUUUGUUGCUGUCAUGUUUCAAGACUAGACUUUAGUCAUUAGUUUGCCAAUCUUCUGCGGAGACGUUCAUGAGAGUUGUAGACACUUACUGUGAGCAAUCCGUCAUUUUGAAGUGAGAUUUCGAUGGUGCGUUGUUUUGGAAUUUUGACAAAUGUAGAACGGUGUUUCGCUGUGAAGGGCGGUGUCACUACGGGUGGAAUACGCGAGUUGUAAUGUGGAAAUAGUCAGGCGCAACUCGUGAAGACGAGGGCAGUCUAAACAACUAGCAGAAGAAGCGAGAGAUCACCCAUCAUGGCACAAGUUUCACCAGCAGUGCAGCGAGAAGCCGAGAACCCACACGACAAUAAUCUGAAAGCCUCUGUGAAAGCAAUUGAGUUCACGGGAGUGCACCACGUUGGCAUGUUAUGUGAAAGCCUUGAGAGGUCGCUCGAUUUUUAUUGUGGUUUACUAGGUCUUGAAAUCAAUCCGACUCGACCUGACGACAAGCUUUCUUUCGGGGGAGUGUGGCUGAAUGUUGGGUCACCAUCUCAAAUGAUACACUUGAUGGAGUUGCCCAACCCGGAUCCCAAAGAAGGUCGCCCGCGGCAUGGCGGAUGUGACCGCCAUGCAUGUUUGUCGGUCCAGGAUGUUGCAAAAGUGAAGGAGUUACUUGAUAAAGCCGGAAUUUCGUAUACAUUCAGCGCAUCUGGAAGACCAGCCAUCUUUACUAGGGAUCCUGAUGGCAACGCUUUAGAGUUUGCCCAGCUUGGUUGAGUUCGAUUACUGACUGGGUAAUGUCUCCAGAGGUUUAGUCAUAGUCAACCGUGAAGAACCUCAACAUUGUGGAGACUGUACACACGGACGUUGCACAGGCUAAGAUUUAAGAUGCAAAUGAAAGCCUAUUUUGAAACAUAUUAUUAGCUUUCUACCUCGACGCAUCAAUCUGCAUCCACCACACAGCAAUUGGAGAACAGGUUACUUUGUUCAAAUUGUGUGAUUCAAGUGAUACAUUUAUAUGUGUAUGUACACAUACACAUACAUAUGUGUACAUAUACACACGUAUGUGCACAUAUACACACACGUAUAAUCAUUUUCUUUAAACAUAUACGAAGGUUUGAAAUUGUCAUGAAUUCUUCAUCAGGUUCUCCACAAUGUGAUUUAAUUUCAAGCACACUAAUAAAUACUCACUUUGCUA